ACACGACAUAGGCAUCGUCUUCACCCUCUCUCCCUCCUUCGACCUCGCGCGAACAAUGGAAGAAAAUCAACCAGCUGGCUCGCUGAGCUGGCGACUUAGUUCGCAUCCUAUUACGCUGCUUUUCUUCCUUGGAUUCAGAAUCUCUUCGCUGCUGGUGUAUCUGUUCGGUAUGCUGUUUAUCAAAAACUUCGUCCUCAUCUUCAUCAUCACGAUCCUCCUCCUAGCAGCCGACUUCUACUACCUCAAGAACAUUGCCGGGCGCCGUCUCGUCGGACUCCGAUGGUGGAACGAAGUCGAUCCGCAGACGGGCGACUCGCACUGGGUGUUUGAGAGCUCGGAUCCCUCGACUAAGGUCAUCAAUGCGACUGACAGUCGCUUUUUCUGGAUUGCGCUUUACUCGCAGCCUUUGCUCUGGAUUGGGUUGGCGAUUGUGGCUAUUUUCAGCCUCGAGUUUAUCUGGUUAACUCUUGUCGUCAUCGCGCUGAGUCUGACGGUUACGAACACGCUUGCGUUUUCGAGGUGUGAUAAAUUUGGGCAUGCGUCGAAUUUGGCGGGGAGUGCGUUGAACACUGGGGGUAUUGCGAGGAAUGUCGCGGGAGGAAUGAUUGGGAGGUUCUUUUCUCGUUGAUCGCAGGGGAACGGCUUGGAAGAAGGAAUAGGAGCGAGGCAAGGUGUACGAUACCAUCUGGAACAUUGGGGGAGCUAUGGAAAUGAAUCUCAUAGUGGGAGUGAAGGAGAUCAAGUGUACUUGAUCCUUGUGUGACGCCGUUUCGAGAGGAGGGCGUGGAGCCGAUCUGAUAUUCUGAUUACCAUUGCAUUGGAAUUGAAGACACGAAUGUGUGUAUGCUUCCACUAGUGUGCUGUUCAAUCUGUCCUUAGUUCGACUCCUCGUUGGCUGUAUUUGCAGGGGUCCAGUUUCUGAC
Hyaloscypha bicolor E is the source of this 923-nucleotide messenger RNA. RefSeq names its product golgi apparatus membrane protein-like protein tvp23. Bases 56 to 628 code for a protein of 190 amino acids. Lineage: Eukaryota; Fungi; Ascomycota; Leotiomycetes; Helotiales; Hyaloscyphaceae. Gene Ontology annotation, biological process: vesicle-mediated transport; protein secretion. The transcript is spliced from 4 exons. Gene Ontology annotation, cellular component: Golgi membrane. The record is from RefSeq and is a predicted model, not a curated record.